Molecule: messenger RNA, 1898 nt
Organism: Agrilus planipennis (emerald ash borer)
Lineage: Eukaryota; Metazoa; Arthropoda; Insecta; Coleoptera; Buprestidae
Product: ATP-dependent DNA helicase Q4
Exons: 4
Coding region: 229-1833 (534 amino acids)
Biological process (GO): double-strand break repair via homologous recombination
Cellular component (GO): nucleus; chromosome; cytoplasm
Molecular function (GO): 3'-5' DNA helicase activity; four-way junction helicase activity
Source: RefSeq, a predicted model, not a curated record
UUAAAUUAUUUAACUGUAGCAUCAUUCCUUUUUAAAUCAACGCCUUAUGUCUCGAUAAUAUAUAUUAUUUUAAAUUGCCUAUAUAUCUUUCCAAAUACAUUUCUGAAACCAGUUGUUUAUCCAGGAUUAGGUACUCUACUCCGGAAACUUCCACCAAUAGCGUUUGCGUGUAUAGACGAAGUCCAUUGUGUGUCCCAAUGGUCACACAACUUUCGCCCUUCUUAUCUAAUGAUAUGUCGCGUAUUGCGUGAACGCUUCGGUAUAAAAACAUUGCUUGGUUUAACGGCCACUGCUACCCGAGCCACGUGCGAGAGUAUAAUCGAACAUCUUCGUAUACCUGAUGGUAAAGACGGUGUCGUGAGUGAGAUCCCGUUACCAAAAAAUCUUAAUUUAUCGGUAUCUCGUGACGUUAACAGGGAUAGCGCCCUCUUACACUUACUGUCUACCGAAAAGUUUGCCGAAUGUAAAAGUAUUAUCGUCUAUUGUACGAGAAGAGAAGAAUGUGAACGUGUGGCUACACUGGUCAGGACCAGUUUAAGGGAGCCAACAGAAAGUGGGAGGAAACGGAAACGGUACAGCGAUUGUGCAGAAGCGUAUCACGCAGGAUUAUCGGCAGCACGAAGGAAAUCAAUUCAGAAAGCUUUCAUGAAUGGUGAAUUGAGGAUUGUUGUCGCUACUGUGGCUUUUGGAAUGGGUAUAAAUAAAAGCGAUAUUAGAUCUGUUAUUCACUACAACAUGCCCAGCAGCAUAGAAAGUUAUGUUCAAGAAGUAGGACGAGCUGGUAGGGAUGGUUUACCAUCUUUCUGUCAUUUGUUUUUGAACUCGGAGAGCAACGACGAGUUCGAAUUACGCCGUCACGUUUACGCAAAUACCGUCGACCGUCAUGCCAUACGAAAACUUCUUCAACGAGUUUUCGUCCCCUGUUCGUGUAAAGGUCAAUGUACCAAGCAUGAAGUGGCAUUUUCUAUUCAGGAAACGGUAGCGGCUCUCGACGUCCCCGAAGAAAACAUAGAAACCCUGUUGUGUUACUUGGAAUUACACAAGAAAAAGUUUAUCGAAACAUUAAGCCACGUUUACAUUAAUUGUAAACUCGUUUCUUAUGGUGGAGUAAAUGUCAUUGCCCACGCAUCCAAAGAUUGCAUUCCUCUCGCAAUGGCUUUGGCUUUACACAAAGAUAAAAUUAAAGGAAACAUUUUCGAAUUUCCAGUUGUUGACGUGGCAGCUGCAAUCGGUUGGGAUAGUGGCAUUUGUAAGCAUAAACUGAAGAAUCUAGAAUGGGUAACAGUCAAUAAUCAGCCAACAAGAUCAAAACUGAAUGUCCAAUUUACAAAUUUGGGUUUUCGUGUUCUUGCUCCUGGAAAUUUGUCUGAUAACGAGCUCGAUGAAGCUCUAGAAUAUCUUUCCCAAAGAGUUCAAGAACAAGAGAAAACAGCUCUUCUACAAAUAAAAAGUGUCCAGAAUGCAUUGGCUUCGAUCGCGGUGCCUUCGGUAAAAUCUGCACCUGUUUUGGAUCAUCCUCUUAAGGAUUCAAUAUGUGAUUAUUUUAAUAAAUCUGCGCCGUUAGAAAAUUUACCGGAGACAGAACCAGAACCAGUCGACAUAGAUCGUAUAGCUUCGGAUGCCAGGGCUUUGAUUAAUAAAUAUAGCGACGAAAAUUUCACUGGACGGGCAAUUGCUAGAAUUUUUCACGGAAUCCAAAGUCCAAAUUAUCCUGCAUUUCAAUGGGGACGUUGCGGAUUUUGGAGGACGCAUCUCAGAAGCGAUUUUAAUAUUGUUUGCGAGAUUGUAACUAAAGAAAUUCUUAGAAUGAAAGCGGGAACUGAUUGUUUUUAAUUGAAUUGUAAUUAAUGACCAGGAUUUUGUUUAUAUGGAUUUUAAUAAAGUUUAUAUUUCAAUUA